Messenger RNA from Fusarium oxysporum Fo47, 17776 nucleotides. RefSeq lists its product as uncharacterized. The transcript is spliced from 120 exons. Bases 101 to 17776 code for a protein of 5891 amino acids. The record is from RefSeq and is a predicted model, not a curated record. Gene Ontology annotation, molecular function: heme binding; iron ion binding; monooxygenase activity. NCBI's taxonomy places the organism in Eukaryota, Fungi, Ascomycota, Sordariomycetes, Hypocreales, Nectriaceae.
CGCCAUUGCAUGUGUUUUCCUACGUUCAACCUAAGGUUCAUAAUCUGGCCUUUUGAAAUUUCUCUCUUUCUCUCUGCAUUUUUAUCUAAACUCGAAUAUCAUGGGACUACCAUGGGAGCGUAUCACAGCCACUGCUGCUAUAGGUACCUUAUCGCUCGCAUGGGCACAGAACAAUUGGGCAAGACUACAGCUCUUGGGACACUUUACAGAGCUUUGGAUUGCGAGUCUCGCUAUCUGGGGCGUCUGGACAGUAUGGAUAUAUCCUUUAUUUGUGUCUCCCCUGAGGCAUCUUCCUGGGCCUUCCGGGAACCAUUGGUUCAUGGGUCAGGCAAAGAAAAUUAUGGCCGAACCCUCAGGUGUUCCAAUGCGAGAAUGGGCUUCUACGAUUCCCAACGAUGGCCUACUCUGCUAUCGCGGGUUCUUCAAUCAAGAGAGAGUGAUGGUCUGCUCACCGAAAGCCUUGGCUGAGGUACUUAGUACCAACAGUUAUGCUUUCCCGAAGCCCUCUCAUUUUCGAUGGUCCAUUGGUCGCAUUCUUGGAAUUGGCAUCUUACUUGCGGAGGGGGAGGAGCACAAGAUGCAGCGCCGCAGCUUGACACCUGCAUUCGCCUUUCGCCACAUAAAGAAUUUAUACCCGGUCUUCUGGAGCAAGGCUAGGGAAGUGACACGCACCAUGAUGGCAGAGUUCGGUGGGAAGGAAGAGGUCCAUGUCGAAAUAUCUAGUUGGGCAUCACGAGCCACACUCGAUAUUAUUGGUCUCGCUGGGAUGGGUCGGGACUUUGGCGCCAUUCAAGACCCUCAAAACACUCUCGCUCAAACAUACAAGCAGAUAUUCAAGCCUUCACGCCAGGCUCAGGUCCUCGCUUUUAUUGGUAUGAUUAUUCCCAUGCAAUUCAUCACCAAGCUACCUUUCCGUCGAAACGAGGAUAUUGCUAAGGCAGCCACCGAUAUCCGGGCAGUCUGUCGAGAUCUCAUCCGUGAGAAGAAGGCAAAAAUUGCCAAUAAGGAGCAAGCCGAUGUUGACAUACUAUCGGUCGCUCUUGAAAGCGGUGGUUUCACUGACGAAAACUUGGUUGACCAGCUCAUGACAUUCCUCGCUGCAGGGCAUGAGACAACAGCAUCAGCGAUGACCUGGGCAAUAUAUAUGCUCUCGAAACAUUCCGAUAUUCAGAGCAGGCUGCGGGACGAAGUACGCGAACAUCUUCCGUCUGUGGAUUCGGACGUCGAUAUCACCAGUCUCGACAUAGACCGCAUGCCAUACUUGAAUGCAGUGUGCAGCGAGGUUCUGCGAUAUUAUGCCCCUGUUCCAUUAACAAUGCGCGAUGCCGCCUACGAUACCACCAUUCUCGGCCAUUCAAUCCCCCGCGGCACACGCGUUGUCAUUGUACCGUGGGCUACUCAUUUUGAUACUGAGCUCUGGGGCCAGGAUGCGGGUCAAUUCAAGCCAGAGCGGUGGCUCCCAUCGGGUGGAGAGAGUGGUUCCGCUGACCGCAAAGCAGCGAGUGGUGGAGCGAGCAGUAACUACGCGUUCCUGACUUUCUUGCAUGGCCCACGGAGUUGCAUUGGAUCCAGUUUCGCAAAAGCAGAGUUCGCAUGUUUGCUAGCGGCAUGGAUUGGUCGCUUUGAGUUCACCCUUGCGAACCCUGAGGAGAUGGAUGAGAAGAAAGUGGAAAUUCGGGGCGGUAUAACGGCCCGGCCCGCGAAAGGUAUGCAUGUCAAUAUCAAAACAGCGAUAUUGCGUGAGAUGGCAUUCUUAUCCAAUGAGGUAGAGUUGCAAUACGAGGCCGGCACUAUCUACGGUAACACUCGCCUAACCAUCAAGUUCCCGCAAAUGUAUCAACAACACUCUCAGCAACGAGCAUAUGACCCUCAACGUUAUGAACAGUCCCCAAUGUAUCAACAGUCACCGCACGCGCCGCCUCAGUCGCAUAAUUCACAUCGACCACAGACACCUUCAAGUGUUUUCUCGUCCUCAAGUGACACAUCGACAUCACUAUUAGAUAUCUCGCGAUACAAGGACACGAAACAGUUUGGUGACCGUGUCAAACAGCGUCUCCACAGAAAGAAGAAGCAGAAGCGCCGCGUGCUUUACUUUGCCUACGGACAGGGAUACGUCCGGCAGCCAAAAAGCCGUACCCUGAGCCCCCGAAGUCAAAGCCGUGCCUCUGGUCAAGGCUAUGCCUUCUCUCCAGGUCAUGGUCCGAGUCAAGAACAUCGGCGGCGCAGCUCGGGGGGGUCUGAUCGCGCAUCGCGACCGACGCCUCGGAAGAAGACCGCUGAUGAAGAGAUAAUGGCCCUUGGCCAGCAACUCUCUGACUUAGCGCGGCGCCGAGGAUCAGGCAAGGGCAAGGCGGCUGCUCUGGGACUUGCAGCCGGCGCAGCUAUGGCAUCUGGUUAUGGCCGGCAGAAACACGGCUCACGGGGAUUGGGUAGCUCAAAGCAGCGCGAUGCCUCUGAUGAUGAGUCCUCUAAGCUUGCAUAUGGCAUCGUCGGCGAAUCUAUCAAGCCCGCAGCCACCACAACCGCUAUGGCUGGCUCCAGAAGGCCCUCAGACCGGGGUUCUAUCGUUGACCCUCGCCUCUUUGGCCCCUACAACUCUCUUCGAGGCUCAAUUAAUACUCCAUGUGGCUUCCAGGAUGAAGAACAGGCUGCCGCAUACCGUCGUGAUUCUGCUAGCCUAGAAACUGGUGGACCAAUUCAGAUGCGAGAGGUAGGCCAAUUCCCAAUGUCUGACAGGCGCCAGGAUUCGUCGACUCGACCCGCGCCGGUUCCCCUGCAACAGCCGGUUCCCAAGCAGGCGGUUUCAUCGAAACGCAAAUCCGAACAGCCCGAUGAAAAGGGCUGGGCAGGAGUUGCGACGGCUGGUCUCGCAGCAGCAGCGGAUAAUCGCGAGAAUCGUGAUGGGAGGAAGCAUGACCGUGAUGAUCGAGACCACCCCCUAGAAGCAGAGGAGCAAAAACUCAAAGAGCUCGAGCACCAAAAAGCCCAAGAGCUCGACUGGGAACGACGCCUGGCCCACCACACCCAGCGACAGGAAACAUUGGAGGACGAGCGUGAACGAAAUCCUAUCUUUCCCAAAACGGAGAAGAAGAAUGUUGAUGUUGUAGAUGUGUCUCAAAGGGAUCAGGGCGAAUUCAAAGUGUUACGUGAACCUGUUGUCCAAGCUGACAAUAACGAGCGUGAUGCGACUCAAGAUGGCCGUGACCUUCCUCUACCUGUCGGUGCUGGUCAUCGCGCUCUAAGCGACUCAACUCAAUCUGCACAUGAGACCAUCGAUCCCUUCCAGUACCAAGUUGCGGACGAUGCGUUCACAGUGUCUCAAAGAACCACACCUGGGCGCCCCCUUACACCUAAUGUUGUCACCAUUGAGCGCGAGCCUAAUUUCGACGACUCGCCGCCAAACUCGUUUGAGAUUGAGCGUAUGGUUGACGAGUACCGUCGGGAGACUCACGAUCCAUCACAACGUCGCGAUACUCAAGCUGGUCAUGAGUUCGAAGAGGACGAGCGAAAGGCCAAAUCUAUUCUUGAUGAGGCCAAACAUGCUACAAUUCCUGUUGCAGCUGCCGCAAUAGCAUCCGCCGUUGCAGUCGAACAUGAGCACUCUCAAGAGCAUGGACACCGUCGCUACCCGAAUAAUAGAUCUCAAGAUAGCUCAAGAGGUCGCAAGGAUACUGCCUGCAUCGCUCGAAAAAUUGCUUCUGACGAACUACGAUCUCGAAGUGCAUCUCCUGAGCGAUCUGUCGUCGACAAGUGGCAAGAAGAUAAGAAUGAUCCAUUCACGAUUGUCACACCACCGAUCAUGGAAGACAAGCACCCGGAUAAUAACAUGUUUGAUGGACCAGAUGCAGAUGUGAAGAUUGAUAACAAGAUAUACCCCCGGGAAGAACGCCAUUUCCGAAACCUGGAGCCUUCGCGAGAGCGUCCUGUCCUCAAUCUGAUAUAUCCUACUCCUGCCACGAGUCGCCAACACACGCCAGCUCCUCAAGCACAAGGUGCAAGACAGGCGGUUGAUGAAGUACCCACGCCUGACGAUGUCAGCAUUGGACCUAAGGGUGAGAUCAUCUCUGCUAGCGAACCCGUGUCUGUUGCCAAAUCUGUCAGCUGGGGCGAGAACGAGACGAAGAGCUUUGAAGUAGACACACCAGAGAACCGAAGCGAUUCCGACAAUUACUUUCCUACUGAUAAAUCUCGCUGGGGUAUUCUUGCCGCGGCACUGGCUGGUAGCAGCGCCGAGCCACACAACGAACCUGAGUUUGUAGUCUUUCCGGAAGAAGCAAGCAGGGACAUCUCUGUUCAUAGGGUUGAAGACGUUUCCGGUGACGAUACGAUGCACGAACCUCCAAUUCCUGGGCCUAAACCUCCAAGCCCACAUCCUCAACAGAUGCCUGGCGGCUUUGCAGAUGACUUUGAGUUUGCUGCUACCCUUGCUGCGGGCCUGAAGGAUACUGGCUUCAACCCCGACAUUGUCAUUGAUGACCCCUCAUACAGUCGGCGUGACUCUCCUCCAGGUGUCCAAGAGGCAAACGGUGACUCUCAUGGCAGCACAAAUGGCAAUUCCUGGUACAAGCGACCUUACGCCGAGGUCAUUCCCGAGCCUAGAAAUGACAACAUUCCAAAACUUCUUCCCGAGCAAGGGUUUGUUCUCGGAGAAGUUGAGACCCCUCAGGAAACGCCCUCUAUUCGCCACGAAGGCGAACGCGACAUCAAGCCCGACUCGCCAAAGCCUGAAGACGUGCCACUUCCUCAAGACAGUUCUGACACUACAAAGUUGAGCAAGCGAGAACAGCGCAAGCGAGACAAGUCUAACGUUGUCGUUGUUCAAGAUGAUGGAAAGAUUGAGAACACCAAAGCGGAGCCGUCACCUUCAAGGGAGGUCGGCGAAGAGGUAUGGGAAGAUACCACUCGCAAGAGAGGGAAGAAGGAUCGCAAGGGCCGCGAUUCCGAUGACAUGAGCCCGAGAACCUCUUCUACCGAUCACUACGCAAGCGACGCACCAGUCAGAGACACCAGAUCUGAUCAUGAUCUUGAAUCGAAGAAUACCCUUGCAGAAUACGAUCGCAGCCAGAGCUUCAACACCGCGGAUAUCGCCAAGGUGGCUGUGCCAGCCCUCGCUUUGGGUGCGCUUGCCGCUUCAAGUUCAAGAAACACACCCUCUCGCGACGUUCGCUCUGAAGACGAGCAAGACGUUCCCAGGAAGUCGCACAGGCAUUGGAAUGACGACGAUUACUACUAUGACGACAGGUCUCACGUCUCCGCCCCUGUGAAGCCUUCGCACCAUCGCCAUUCAUCUCGAGACAUAUCCUCCCGAGACGUUCGAUCAGACGAUGAGCGAGAAGAUCACAGGCAUUCAAGCAAGCAUAGGAUGGACCGCGAUCCUCGCGACGAUGCCAGAUACCGAGGUUCUUCUACACUGGACCCCACUGAUCGACGGUCUGCAAGACGAGGAGCAUCUCGAGAUCGUUCAAGAGAUCGUUCAAGAGAUCGUUCAAGAGAUCAUAGGUCCAGAGACAGGUCACGGGAUAGAACAAGAGAUCGAUCCCGAGAUCGAUCUCAUCACAGAAGGUCUGAUGAUGAUGAGCGGCCAAAAAGAUCGAAGCGUCACUCAUACGGCAAUGACUCACCAACCCGGUCAUUAGCAGCCUCCGAAAUCUCUGUUGGUAGUUCAAGCAGCAAGAGAAGCAAGAGGUCGAAACGAAGGAGUGGAGCCGAAGAAGAUGUCGACGACAACAGAGAGAGCCCAUCGGAUCGAAGACGUGACUUCUUCGACGACCGAGAUGUUAGCUCUGUCGUAUCUGAGUCACGUGGAGAUGACCGUCGGCGCGAGAGCGGACAUAGACGCAAGUCUUCGCGUUACGAUGAUGACGACGUGAAAUCAGUUGCAUCCAUGCCUGGCUCAUCUCGCAGGGACAAGGAGUACAAAGAACGCAGAACCCCUGAGAAGCGACCAAGCAGUAGUGUUCUUUCUAGCCUCUUCAAAUCGCGUAAGGAUAAGAAGGAUUCUUUUUUAGAUAAUGCCGGCACCCUUGGCGCGGGUGUCGGCUUAGCGAGUGCAGCGGCCAUUGUUGCGUCUGAUGCUGCUCGUUCCAACGCCGCUGAUACCUCAUCAGAUCACGAGAAUUCUGUCUCUCGUGAUGGCCGGCCUCGUGCGCGCAGCUUCGAACUGGUUGACCCCGAAGUCGUGCCCCGUGUUAUCAAACCAGCCAUUGACCCUCAAUAUGGUGAUCUCCUUCCGCUACCUCCCAGCGAACCAACUAGCCCUUCUUCUGGUCCGGAGGAACUACCCCCUCUUCCCGACAGCAGGCCUGACACACCCCCAGAGGAGCGUAUUAUUCGACGAGAUUCGCGUACUCAUCAGCGACGCCGUAGCGUUUUUGACACGCCCACAAAAUCACCCAGUCGAACUGCUGUUCCUAUCGCCCUUCGUUUGGGUCAUAGGUCAAACCCCGCCUCUCCUGUUAGCUUCAAGGCGUCCCCUGCUAGUUCCCCUAUAACGUCUCAUUCGGAUGCUGUGGUCAUGUCAAGGCGAGCAGCUCGACCAACAUCCUGGGACAACAGUCGAGAAAUCAUGCCUUUGUAUCUUCUUGAACACUCACGACACCAACAACCAACUACUGGCUCAGUGCUACCUGCGCUCCCACCUAGUGAACCUAGCGAGACUUCUGCAAGGAACUCACCCGAAUCCGAGUUCCUCAAGCAUAAUGACGAUUAUUUCGGCUCUGAACUUGACUUUACCGGGCUUGAUCUUCGUGUUGAUACCGAAUUAUCGGAGCAGCAUCCUAAGGACUCUGUCGCAGGAUCUCAGGAAACAACGCCUCGCGCGGAGUUCAUGCCCAUGCUCCCAGGCCCUCUCCCCUCUGACGCUGCCGGAGAGCAUGAGAAGGAACCGACAACUUCUCUCCCGAUACCUGCGGAAGCCAUCAGCAAGGACAUGGAAACUGACGUCUCUGCUGCACCGUUGCCCUUUGACGCUUCUGCUGUGGCUGCUCCUGUGGCCUUGGCUUCUCAUGCUUUUUUGGAAGGCCAGCAACGAACUCACUCACCCGCAGACAAAACGGAUGACCUUACAUCUGCUGAUGAGCAUUUCUCGGACGCUCUCGAGGGUCACUCAGAGCAGAUGUCACCAGGAGAAGUUGUUUUCAAGUCUGUCACUGAGCCUGUUGCUGAGUCCACUGCUGAGCCUGCCACCGAGCCUGCCACCGAGCCUGCCACUGAGUCCACUGCUGAGCCUUCUUCCACUGAGCCCGCUGUUGAGCCCGCUGUUGAGCCUGUCACCGAGCCUGUCACCGAGCCUGUCACCGAGCCUGUCACCGAGCCUGUCACCGAGCCUGCCACCGAGCCUGCCACCGAGCCUGCCACUGAGCCCGCUGUUGAGCCUGUCACCGAAGCCACGAGUGAGACCGCACCUAAUUCUUCUACAAUUUCUGCAGAGGUUACCACAUUCAAGCAAUCCGUAACUCCCGAAGAAGAUGAAGCUGUUGGUGCUACUGACGAAGUCCUCGAGCCUAUUCUUGCAGACUUUUUGGUAGAGGAUAGCACCCGAGGACUCGCAGUUGGGUCCGCAGUUGAGGAUGUCACAGCACUGUCCCCAGAACUUCCGUCACAGGCAGUUGAGGAAGCAGGCCCUGAGAUAGUUGAGCCUUCCAAUGUCCAGAACACCAAAACUGCUAUCGACACUACUUAUGAAAAUCCCGAAUUCACCAGCGCGCCGGACAGCAUAUUUGUCACAGAUCCCAUUAUUGAAGCAGUUUCAGUAAGCGAUUCCACGACGAAGUCCACCGCCCAGCCUAUGGACGAAAAGCGAACUACCGAUACUGCUCGCGACAUCAACACCGGGGUGACCAACCCUAUUACCGAGCCUCAAUCCGUACCAGCUAUUGUUGCCCAUACUGAGCCUGCCACUGAAGACUCGCAAACACCGUUCGUAAAGCCUGAGGACACCGUUGCCCAGCGUGCAGAAAAUGAGAUUACCACCGAAGAGUGGUCAACCAUGAACGCAAAGGAUAGGAAAAACAUGAAGAAGAAGCUUAAGAAGAAGGGACUUGAACCGAUCAUUCAAGACUCAUUCAACAUUCUAGUCCCCACUGCUAGCAAGGAUGACCAUGCCGUCCCAGGCGACGAGGCUGCCGCAGUGAAUGAAGCAUCUGAAACAAAGCCGGCUAUGGUUGAACUCGAGCCCACUCACGAAUCUACACCUCAACCCUCUCAGGAUCCUUCUACCGACCCAUUCGCCACCGAAGCCGUGAAACCCCAAGAGCCUGAGGCUUCGCAUGAGGAACAGCAUACGAUCGCACAGUCUGAAGAGGCCCAGGAAGUCGUUGAGCAAAACAAACCAGUUGAUUCGAACUUAUUGGCGGACCGGGAAGCGGAGGAGCCACCAAGAGGGCUAGACAACGCCAUCGAAUCUGUGGUACCACUAAUAGAGCCUGAACCCGUAAUCGAAUCUUCUGUCAAUGCUCAAACUACCACGGAAUCGACCUCCAUCACUGCUUCGCCUAUUGCAGAAACGGCCCUUGAAGAGCAACUGGUGUCUCCAUCCAAGAGUAAGAAGAAAAAGAAGAAGAGCAAGAUGCAGCAGCCAUCCGAAGAGGAAGCAACUUCUGUAGAGCCAACAGUCACCGAGGUUGAAGGCGCAGAUGCGUUUGAUGCUUGGACGGAGCCAGUCGCGCCCACUGAACCCUCUGCUGAAUCAUCUGAAACAGUUGCUCAUGGUGACUCAGGUUCUAUGGUGGAACCACUCUCAGAGUUCCCUGUUGAGCCUGUCGAUGCAGAUGCAUUCGAUGCCUGGGCCCAACUAGAUACCAUGGCUGAAAGCGUAGAUGCUCUAGAGAAGACACUGGAUAAAUCUACGAAAACUUCUGACCCGGCUUCCGAAACUCCGAUUUCGAAGAAGAAGAAAAAGAAGAAGAAGGGCGCCAGAGCCGAUGAUGAGCCAGUGGUGGAGAAACAAGACAUGCCUCAAAUAGGGGAACCUCUUCAAGAUACCAACAAAAGCUUGAUAGAAGAGCCGCCCGUUCUGGUAGCUGAGCCUGCCGAUCCUGUUUUGUUAUCCAAAAAUAAUGAUCAAGCUCCCGAGCCUGACGAUCCUGAGUCCAAAGAUGAUGUCGACUAUCAUCCGACCGCUCACAGACAAAGCCAAGGAUACUUCCCAUCUGCUCUUCGUGCACUCCCCGCCACGGCUGGAAUUUCCGCUUUCAAGAGGAUGUGGGGAUUCCGGGACCAAGCGCAGACACAAAAUAAAUCGGGCGAACCUGAACCUGAUGCUCAGACCCAGCCUGAUGCAGUAAGUGCUGAUAAGUCAGCGGCAACAGACACUAGGGAUAAAGAGACUACUAGCCCAGACAUUCCCGCUGCUGAGACCGCUCCCGAUACGCAUGCCAACAAAGCGGCUCACACCACAUUAGAAGCCCAGAUUUCUGAACCACUCUUCUCUCAAGGAGAUGCGCCGGCAGACGAAUCUCAAGGAACUUCUUUUGGACUGGAACCUUCUCAAGUUGACGAAUCAGUCAAAGCCACAGGGGAUGCUAACCGCGACAUUCUUGCUGAGGAUGAAACAGCCCCGAUCUCGGUUGUUGAGGAGGAAUCCGCCGAAAGCGUGGUGGAGGCAACAGGGGCUACUGAAGUCAAGUCCGACGAAAUCAAACAAGAAGACUCCUCGACAAUAACUACGGCUGAUGAUAAGUCCCCGGCACAUGAAUCCACUGAGGCUACGUACAAGGACUCAACAAUAGCAGCUCAGGCUGAUCUUGGCCAGCUUGUCAAAGAAGAGCCUAUUAAUCCAGUUGAGGAUGAGGAUCUUGUCGAAGCCAGCACUGAAGAAGUGCCCAAAGAAGAUGCCAGCAAGACAACUGGAGGAGAGAGUGCGAAGUCCACCGACGCAACGGGAUUGAAGAAGAAGGCCAAGAAGAACAAGAAGAAAAAGAAGAACCAACCUAGCCAGGAUGAGGCUCCCGAGGAGGAGACCAAAGAUACCACUACGCACGUUGAAAUCAGCCAGGACGUAUCAGAUCCCAUGGUUGAAUCUUCUGACUCUAUUUCGACACAUGGCGUACUAGACGAACCAGAAGCCAAGGACCAACCACCGUCUGAUGAUAGGCCAGUUGAGAACGAACCUCAAGAGCAGUCACCGUUGGAUACUGCUUCAACUGAUGAUCAGGUGUCUGAGCAUGGGCAUAAGGAACGGCUGCCGAAACGAUCACAGAUUGAUGACCACUCGGCGGAGCAUCACGUUCCGGAUCAAUCUGGGAUCGGAAAAGAGCCAGAACAGCUUCAAGCCGAUGGCCAGCCAUCUCAGCCUGGAGCUGAAGAACAGCCCCAAAUGGGUGAUGAACCGUCCGAGGCUGCACCCACAUUUGGCAACUCAACUGUCCCUGAUAUCAGGGAUGAAUCACAAACAGCAGACGCACAGAGCGAAAAGCCAGUGAACGAACAUUCACUAGAUGAGCUACCACCGGCCGCAGAUGAUGUUUCCCCUCAACUUGCUCUUGAUGAAGCCCUGCCUCCAGAGAGACCAGAUGCUCAUCCUCUGGAGGUGGAAGCCGCCGAGGAAGAACCCUCACUCGCAGCAGAGAUCGAAGCUCUCCUGGAGAAGAGAGAGAGGAGGAAAGGGCGUCUUUUGAAGAAGGAUCAAAUACGUCUUGCUGCCCUUGAAGAGAGUGCCGCUCGAAGCAAUACUGAAGGACCCGCCCAGGAUGAGGAAGUGCCUACCGCCAGGCCUCCGGAUGUCAGUGAAGUCCGCGCCAAUGAAGUUUCGACUGAAAGUGAGACUCAAGAUGUUGGACAACCGACCGAGACCACCGAGGCGGCAAUGUCCCUGCCGGUUGUAGAAGGGACCGAGGAAAACAUUGAUGCUAUUGACACGGUUCUGGCGAGCAGCAAGAAGUCAAAGAAAAAGAAGAAGAAGAAAUCGGUAUCUCUUGUUGAGAACGAGGAAGUUCAAGUAUCCGAGCCCGUGCGCCUCGAUGAGUCUACAGCCAGCGUCAACGAAGUACCGGUUGCGGAACCAGUUGCCAAGGAGGCGUCAAUUGAAGUGCCACCAAAGGAUGCCGAACAGCCUGACAUCCCUGCUAGAACGGCCAUUGAAAGCCACCCUGAAGCAAAUUCGGCUGCUAUUGUGGAAGAGGCCGAGCCAGAGACCUUAUCCGAUAAGAAGAGCAAGAAAAAGAAGAAGAAGAAGAAGAAUGCCUCUUCUGACGAGCCAGAGAAGCAGCCUGAAGCCGAACCCACACUCCAAGAACCUCCUGAGUCAACUUCUGAAGAUUUGAUCUCUGAUACAGCCAAGAACUCUGCCUUGCAAGAAGCAAAGUCCGACGUUGCCCAGACUGCAGAGUCAAAUGAGCUGUCGCCUCCCAUGGAGUCGAAAACACAGCCAGCUGAUGCCAAGACCACCGUAGAAACCCCUUCUGUCCAGGAACCAACACCAGCCACCGACAGGCCUGAUAUUGUAGCACUCGAUGAACCUCCCUCCGAAAAUCCUCCCAAAAAGGACAAGAAGAAGAAGAAGAAGGCCGAAAAGAAGAAGGCUGCUCUUGAAGAAACCCAGGAAACUGAAACUGAGCCUGGCCUUGCUGCCUCUUCUCAGGAUGCUGACGUUUCGACCCCUAAGCAGACCGAUGAAAACGAGACACCUGACACAGCGGUUCCUUUGGAGGAUAAAAUAACUCCUCCAGCCGAUCAUAUCAAUGUACCAGAUACCGCUGGUCCUGAAGACGAGCGGGACAACGAUUUUGAAAUCCUGCAGGACCCCGAGACCAACCGUCCAACGGAGCCGGAGACGAUUCCGGAUCCGGAAAAGCAGGACGUCGCCGCCGCCGCCGUGGAUAAGGCCCAGAGCCAAGGAUCUACAGAGGCUGGCGAUCUUGAAGCCUCUGAACUAGAAGACAAUAAGGAAUUUGCAGGCUUGUCAAAAAAACAGAUCAAGAAGUUGAAGAAAACGCCCAAGGAAACCGGAGCCUCUGAAGAGCCCCAGGCAGAUCCAGAGCCUGACUUUAAGAAUGAGAAAGAAGGACUCCCGGAGAUUGAGGAGAUUUCCAAAAAUGAGACUCAAUCUCUGGACAACACCAAUAUUCACUCUCCGACUGGACAAGCUAUUGCCAAGCCUGAAGCUGAUGCCGGCAUUCAGGGAUCACACCUUGAGUCUAAGCAACAGACAGCCCCUGGACAGGAUAUCAUUGUUCCUGCGCCGGAGGUUGAUACUGAGGAUCAAAAGAGCGUGACACUCAAAGAACAUGUUGAAACGAUUGAGGCCGAUGUCGCAGCCAAGCCAAAUCUCACGGAAGAGCUCAUUCAAGAUCCCUCGCUCUCUUUCGAAAUAAAGAAUGAUACGACAGACAGCACACAUUCUUCUUUGUUAAAUGAGAAUAUAUCGACAGGCGCACCUCUCGGAUCUGCGGAUGAAAUUGCCCCUGGACAAGCGACUUAUGAUAAUAUUGAUGGAAACACUGAUGUUCUACAUGGUCUCAAAGAAGGCAAACCAGAUCAUAACCGGGAACUCAGUGUCACAAACACAGCUGCUUCUGAUACCGUUGCCUAUGAUGCAGUUGAACAACCCCCCCUGGGCAUAGAGUCUUUCGAGGACCACCCUUCACCGCCAGACACCACUGAACAGGCGUCAGAUAUUCCCGCCCAGCCCAAGUUGCCGAAUUCAACCUCUCAACAGGCUCAUGAACAGUCGCAUACUCCACCGAUCCCGCUCAUCGUUCAAAAGGUUACCGAUGCUUCCAAGAAUUCAGCAGACCCUGACCACGGCAUGACUGAGGCCUUUGAAAGUUUGUCUCCAGCAGAGAAAAAGAACAAACCCGCUGACGUCGACAUCGCUCCAAACCUCGCAGUCGUUCAUGAAUUGAUGACACCUGCAAAUCCUCCAGCAAACUCCGUAAUUACUGCUGCAUCCACGUCUGACCCAAGGGCAGGCUUGGGAGCCUCUGAUUCCCCUAUUGCUGUCGACAUAGAAAAUGAGGAACAAGAUCAGUUUACGAAGGAGAGGACAACAAAACCCUCUUCCGAAUCUCAACAUGAAGAAUCUUCUUCUGCACCAUCUCAUGAGCUUGCUAUUUCUCAUCGCAAACUCAAAUCAUUGGAUGGUGUAGGCGUCCAAGAUUCCGAACCAGUCAAUGAGGCCGAUGAGAACCAAGUGGCCGAGGGGUCGAUUUCGCCUGAUUCUCCAAACCAGCUGAUGGACACUACAGCUGAGAAUGAGUUUACCGCCGAGGAAAAGAUGGGUCUCGACCCAAUCAUUCAGCCUUCUUUUGAACCGACUCACUCAAUUGGCAAACCUCUGCCCGAACUUGUGUCCGAAACUAGCCCUCCUAUAUCUCAAAUCGAAUCAGCGCCAAGGACAUCUACUAGUAAAGACAAUGUUGGGAAGAAAACGACCUUCGAGACACGAUCAAUCCGCGAGACUGAGCUUGAUCAACAAAAGCCGCUGGAUGGUGAUACUGGACCUUCUCCGAUGCAACAAACCAAGAGGGAACCGAGCAGCGACACAAAGACGGACGACGAAGUUCAGGCUUUGACCGAGACACAAAUCAUAGCAGAGACACCCGAAGACCAGGAGCCGGGAAGCGACGGCGUGCCAAUUCCAUCAACUAUCGCGUCAAAAUGGGAAUCACCGCCGCAGAGCAAGCCGAAUCAAGAACACUCGUCCCAAGAUAUUCCAGAGAUCGAUGCGGGUCUUGAAACACGUGAAGCCAAGGAGACCAAGGAAACCAGGGAACACGAUGAGCCUGCCCUUGUUCCAGCAGAGAGUUUCACGGACCACGAAGCUUGCCUUCUAUCUGCUGAGCUUGUUCAAAAGCAUCAAAUUGACGGCAGGUCCUGGGACAAGUAUACACCUGACGUUCCACAAGAACCCCCCAAACAAGCGAUGAGCUUUGAUUUGGCUGAACUUAGUAACGCUGAUAACUCAGUUGAGGUUUCCAGGUCCCAUCUGGACACAGAAGGAAGCUCUGGCCUACGAGUCGUUUCUGAUCUGGAGUUCGAGUCAACAGAACCUCGGCACGAUGCCACAACGCGAUCAGCGACAGAUAUCCCUGAUUCAAGAAACAACACCUUAGAUGAAGAUCUUGUCGAGAAGGAAGAACAGAAGAAGCAGCCGAAGCCGAAUUCAAACACUGCUCCUCUCGUACUAAGCGAUGUCAACAAAAACUGUGCACCAACGCCUGCUGAUGCAAUGUUGAACGAUCCUCAUGAAACCCAGCCAGGAACCGGACUUCCAACCACUGACCAGUCGGGCGAUGCCUUCCCGGAGCCAGAACCACCAUACGGGAGUAGCUGUCACCCCGCUGUGCCUGACGAAUCAAAUAUGGAAGACUCAACGACACCGCAUUUCCAGAAUGACAAGAACAUAAAGACGGGCUACGCUUCUGAGACGUUAACCACAGAAGAGAAAGCUUCCCCAGAGCUAGCAAGCCGGACGCGCACCGAGUUCCCCCGAGCUUCUAACAGCAAGGCCCAAGAAGUUAUGCCAAACCUCUCACUUGCCACAGAAGGAAAGCAACACCUUGAAAACAAGUACAGGGACGACCCUGUUGUUGAUUUAACUGUCGCCGAGAAGGAAGAAGCGGAUGUCCUCCUUCAAGAUUUUGGUACUGGAAACCCCACUGUCAAAACUGCACAAAGCGGGCCGUCGCUGGCGCAGGUUGAGGCAAAUGCAUCUGUUGGGCCCUCGCCAAGACAGCUCUCUGAACCUUCACCUGCUGCCGCAGAAGAUCCGCUCAAGCAAACGGAUCAUGGAUCUAUCGAAGCAGCAAGAGAAAGGAAUCAAGGAAUGCUAUCUAAUCAAGUUGUUUCUGGCGAUCCUGUCAAUAACUACCUUCUCUCAGAACCGAAUGCCCCAGUUUCCAAAGAGCUUGCGACAACGGAAGUGUUAGAUGAUUUACGGCCAAUACUGCCGCCACAGGACGGUGACCUAAUCCAUGCCAAGCCUUUUCAGCCCGAAUUGGUAAUCGAAAGUCAGCCAGAUACAGCCGUUCAAGUUGCAUCAGGUCCUGGAACAAGUGAUAUCGCUCCUGCUCCGACAAAAGAUGUGGACGAGGAUACGGAGAUGACGCCAGCUUCCACGAGUCAUUCCAUUGCGGCUUGGUCGGAGGAGAUAAAAUCGAAGAGAAGCAGUCACUCCAAUGGGCCAUCAACCCGGAAAUCAUCAUUACAACAAAACUUCGAUGCAAAAGAGGGAAAGAGGACCCUAAGAGAAUCCGACCCACAAGCCGUAAAAGAACCUACGGAUGAACCAGACCUGCAUAAAUCCAGCAAGCCCACCACUGCCGCAACGUUCAGCUCUGCCAUUAAAGGCGCAAGACAAGAAGAAAAGAAACCCAAAAGCAGGGAUGAGACAGUGGAAGAAAGGAACAAGGAACCGCAAAAUGAUGUGGAAGCAGCAACAAAAGGCUCAAAUGACACCAAAUUAACUGCGAAAGAUAUUGACAAAAGGACACAGGGAGAAACCCCGACGCACCAAGACGUCCAGGAUGCGAGGAGGAAGAAACCAGAAAAAAACUUCGCUAGUGAUGCUAAAGACAAAAGCGAACUGGCAGAGAGAAAACCAAAAGCUUCAAGAAAGACAAACAAUGUCACAUCGUCUAGUAGGCGCUCGGAGAGCUACGAGGGAACAUCGGAAAAAGAGCGCAAAUCAACUUCGCGGCAGUUAUAUGCAGAAACGUCAGACACGAUGGAAAGUCCGCCUCUUCUUCGUCGUGGAUCUGACGUUGAGGAGCCUAAAAGCGGUCUGUUACGAGAGGACAGCAAGACAUUUACACCACAGGUGGGAUCGGAAUCGGACAUUAUCCCAGAGGUUCCCGAGGCCGAAGUUGAGCCAGCCAAGGAUGCAUUCUCAACACCAAAAGCCAAACGCGACAGCGCUCCUGCACAUCGUGACAGCGGAUUUGGAGGGGAGGCUUCACGCGACAGUGGAGCGCAUACCGAAGACUGGGCUGAAAGGGAAAGUCAGAUACAGCCAGUUGCAGACCGCGCGGUCUUGCAAACUCCCGAUCCACCGAGCGAGCGAAGACUUCGUCGAUCUCCGCGAGGCACACCGGUGUUGCGAGAGCCUGCAAAGAAACAAUAUGGGGCUCUAACUCCAGCUGGCACGGCAGUCGCCGCCGUUGCAGCGGUUUCUGGUCAGAGAAGCGCUUCAGACAAUGCCACUCCUUCUCGCCGCCUCUCUCGGCGCAUCAACCGCUCGUCAGGCACCCCCACACCACCGCUCCGCCGUGUUGACAAGCGAAUGAGCAGUGAUUUGCGGGCUCUACGUCAACAAAACACCACCGCCGCCGCACCCAUCAGUUCCACGCCUGACAUGGCCGACGUCUAUGAUGGCUUCGGUGAGGGUCGCAUCGGCUCACCCCGGUCACCAACCCGGCCACACAGCAUGCGCCGCCGACAAAGCAUGCAGGUUCUCGAACUCGAGAAUAAGGUCGAGCAGCUAAUGGCCGAGAACCGAAUGCUCACAGAAGCCCGUGCUAUGGCUGAGACGAGCCUUAGUCAACGAGCUGCCAGCAGUUUAGCCGAUCGCGAUGUUGAAAUCGACAAUCUCAAGCGGUCAUUACAAUUUCUUCAGAACGAAGUCUCUAGACUUACAGAAGUUAACGACGGUCUUGCAAGCGCCAACGCCGAGCUUGCAAGCAAAGACAAUGGCCGUGUAACUGAUCUUGAGAGUCGCAAUGCCGCUGUCGCGCGUGAGCUAGAAGAAGCUCGACGCGAGAAAGGCAACACUGAACAGUCUCUUGAAGCAAAGGACGCAGAAAUUGCCGAGCUUCGCGCCAAACUUGAUUCUGCCAAAGAGAAAAUUCGUGACCUUCAGCGCCAGAUUUUAGAAGCCAAGGCUGGCGACGACCAUUUUCUCAACAUCCGCGAUGAGGAUCAUUUCGACCAUCGUUGCCAGCAACUUUGUUCCCAUGUUCAGCAAUGGGUGCUUCGGUUCUCCAAAUUCUCUGAUAUGCGCGCCUGCCGCUUAACAAGCGAGAUAAAUGAUGAGAAGACAAUUGAUCGACUCGACAACGCCGUACUUGAUGGAUCCGACGUCGACGUUUAUCUCCGGGACCGUGUGAAGAGACGCGAUAUCUUCAUGUCCAUGACCAUGAACAUGGUUUGGGAAUUUGUCUUUACUCGCUAUCUUUUUGGCAUGGAUAGAGAGCAGAGACAGAAGCUUAAGUCACUGGAGAAGCUGCUGACCGAAGUCGGCCCUAUCGAAGCGGUACGCCAAUGGCGCGCCGUUACCUUGACUUUACUGGCGAAACGCGAAAGUUUCAAGCGUCAACGUGAUCUGGAUACAGAGGCUGUUGUUCAGGCCAUCUUCCAAACACUGUGUAAGAUCCUCCCACCACCGUCGAACUUGGAAGAUCAAAUUCAAUCUCAGCUACGACGUGUCAUGAGAGAGGCCGUUGGUCUCUCGAUCGAGAUGCGGACGCAAAAAGCUGAAUAUAUGAUGCUGCCGCCUUUGCGCCCUGAAUACGACGCGGACGGUGAACUUACCGCGACAGUUCAAUUCAACGCAUCAAUGAUGAACGAACGAAGCGGCAGCAUUACAACCUCAAAUGAAGACCUUGAGGCACAAGGUGCCAUUGUUCGGGUUGUGCUUUUCCCACUUGUCGUCAAAAAGGGAGAUGAUAAUGGUAAGGGCGACGAAGAGAUAGUGGUAUGCCCUGCACAGGUUCUUGUGCCCCGCUCCAAGGGUCUGUUCGGUGGCGCAAGUGAUGGUGGGAGCACUUCCAUCGGCGCUCGGAGUCAUAUUAGUCUUGUGACUGAGACAAUGGGUCAAACUGAGGUAGAUUAUGUAGAUUAA